AUGAACAUUCGUACACCCCGAUCGACUCUAGCUAUCUACGAUCGGUUCGGCCGGCUGCUGUUUGGUCAUCCAACAAGUCCGGUGGACGUGUUGGAGUAUGUGGUGUUUGAGAACUAUAUAACAGAUGAGUAUGGACGAUGGCGUAUCCACGGAAAAGUUGUUCCCUCUUGGGCUAGGGGCUUUGCGGCUGCUUCUCAGAGAACUCGCCGUCUUCCUAUGCGAUCGGAAUCUUCGGCAGAAGGUUGA
Molecule: messenger RNA, 246 nt
Organism: Rodentolepis nana
Lineage: Eukaryota; Metazoa; Platyhelminthes; Cestoda; Cyclophyllidea; Hymenolepididae
Source: the annotation of a GenBank genome assembly